AUGGAGAAACCGUCUUGCAGGGGUGCCGGUUGGGCGCAGCUUUUGUGGUGUUACGGCACCUGUUGCGCUCUACUCCUCCGCCUGAUAGUUGAAGCCAGUCAAGCUGCUGAGGGUUUAAAAACCAAAGACGAAGUUGAGAAGGCGUGCCAUCUUGCACAACAACUCAAAGAAGUUUCAAUUACUUUGGGAGUUAUUUACCGGACCACUGAACGACACUCCGUGCAAGUUGAAGCGCAUAAAACAGCCAUUGACAAACAUGCGGAUGCGGUGUCGCGAGCUGUGGAGGCGCUCACGAGGGUGGAUGUGGCACUUCAGCGAUUGAAAGAACUCGGGAAGGCGAAUGACACGAAGGCGGUGAAAAUUAUCGAGAACAUUACCUCCGCCAGAGAAAAUCUCGCUCUCUUCAAUAACGAAACGCAGGCCGUACUGACGGCGAGGGAUCAUGUGCAUAAGCAUAGGGCCGCGGCAUUGCAGGGGUGGUCUGAUGCAAAAGAAAAAGGCGAUGCCGCCGCAGAGGAUGUUUGGGUUCUGCUUAAUGCCGCAAAAAAAGGUAAUGGCAGUGCAGACGUCAAGGCAGCUGCAGAGAAAUGCUCGAGAUAUUCCUCAAGCAGUACUUCAGAAACUGAGUUGCAGAAAGCUAUUGACGCCGCCGCUAACGUGGGGGGUUUGUCGGCACACAAGUCGAAAUAUGGCGAUGUGCUGAACAAGUUUAAAUUGUCUAAUGCUUCAGUGGGAGCAGUGAGAGACACAUCCGGCCGGGGCGGUAAGCAUAUGGAAAAGGUCAAUAAUGUGGCAAAACUUCUUAAGGAUGCAGAGGUUUCUCUUGCAGCUGCAGCAGCCGAAAUUGAGGAGGUUAAAAAUGCACAUGAAACAAAAGCACAGGAAGAGAUGAAGCGCAAUGGGAACCCGAUCGAAAAUGAAUCAGAGACUAAUUCAGGGGGGAAUGCGGAAUCACAAGGUAAUGGAGAUCGUGAAGAUAAGAACGACGAGCAACAACAGGUCGAUGAGGAGGAAACAAAGGUGGAAAAUGGAAGCAGCGAGGAGGGGUCUUGUUGUGGAAACGAAAGUAACGGUCCCCAUGUGAUGAAAAAACGUCAUGGGGUUGAGGGACCAAGGCCCGUUGACGUGGUUAGUGGUUUCCGCAGUUAUGCCAGUGCUUCUUUUGCUCUGCUUUCUCUUGUCCGUGUCGGUAUGCUCCAGGUGGUGGUGUAG
This is a messenger RNA of Trypanosoma brucei brucei TREU927, 1212 nucleotides long. RefSeq lists its product as hypothetical. Lineage: Eukaryota; Euglenozoa; Kinetoplastea; Trypanosomatida; Trypanosomatidae. The record is from RefSeq and is a predicted model, not a curated record. Bases 1 to 1212 code for a protein of 403 amino acids. The transcript has a single exon.